CAAACCACUUUUACAGAAGUUCACGUAAACUCGAACGCAUAUUUGUUUACUUCCUGAGGACCCAGACCGAGACCCAGACCGAGACUGGUGAUGGAGGCUGCAAUGGCGCUGCGGUAUUUACUUCCAUUUCUCCUCCUUUCGGCCGUCUCUGCUGAGGUUGAGAUUGACGACAGGAGGUGUAUUUGCUUCUGCCCCAACCCCUCGGUGGUAAAUGGGACAGCAGGCAAUGGGACGACAAGCAACCGCCUGGUGUACCGAGAGCCUGUGCCGCCAAGUAGCUGUAACUGUGACAGCAUGGUGCUGCCGAGGGUGGCUGACAUGAUCCGAGGCCAUGAGCAGGAGUUCUGUCCCCGGUGCGAGUGCAAAUAUGAGAGUCGCAACAGCACCACCAUCAAGGUGGUGGUCAUCCUGGUGAUCUGGGUCAUCUCCCUGCUGGUGGUGUACAUGAGCUUCCUGCUGUGCCUGGACCCACUGCUCAACAAGAGGCGGGCACAGCCGUCCUACCAGGAACACACUAAUGAGUACGAGGACAGCUCCUCCGUGGGCAGUGCUCCCGGCAUGUCCCAGCGCAUGCAUGUGCGGGCCAAUGUGCUGGGGCGGGUGGGCCACCAGCAGGACAAGUGGAAGCGCCAGGUUCAGGAGCAGCGGUACAACAUUUAUGACAAACACACCAUGCUCAACUGAGUGUGUGGCGGUGUGUGGUGGUGUGUUCAGGUCUGGUGUGCAUGAAGAGUUGUGUUGUGCAAUGCUGAGUUCAUUUCCUUUUUUCUCUGCUGUCAUUUUCUUUCCGUUCAAUAAUCUUGCCGCAAAAGACACAAUGAACUCAAAUUGCAUGUGAAUGAAUGCCAUCCUGUAAAGUUAGUGUAUGGUGAUAUUUAAUCUGUGUAGGUAUUCAUGGAAUAUAGUGGGUACUGUAUAUUUCUGGGACUUAUUUAAUUAGAUGGUAAAAUUACAGAGUAGAGGAUUAUAUGAAAUUGUUUAUAUCAAAUUGUAUUAACUUGUAUAUAUGGAGUGAUGGUUCUGAAGGUUUUUGGGGCCACUAAGCGAAGAACGUGUGACGUCUGUCGUAAAGUAUCAAAUUCUAUGAGGUUUUGUCAAUUUCAUACAGUUCUUUAUAUUUUCUUAUGUAUAAUUUAACUUAUAAGAGUCUGUUUUUAUUCAGAUCCAAGAUAUUUAUCCGUUGAGAAUGAGUGUGACUGCAGCGAGUAAUCAGUCACCGUGCCACUUAAGAGAUUUCCAAUACAUUUUAUGAGAAUUAAGGGUAAUGUUAAGUUGCAAGAAGAGCACUGUUCACCACUACUUAUUUAAUUAUGACAGUAUUGUAUAGAGUGUAAUGUGGAUUCCUUACUCUAAGUUAUGUAUAUUUAUCCUUACUGUGUGUGUGUGUGUGUGUGUGUGUGUGUGUGUGUGUGUGUGUGUGUGUGUGUGUGUGUGUGUGUGUGUGUGUGUGUGUGUGUGUGUGUGUGCUAUAGUCCAUGCCUGCCCAUCCCUUCGCAGUUACCAUUAUGUUGUAUAUUUUUCUUCCAUCAAACAGGAACGAAGUAAUAGUUAUCAUUUGCAGGUAUCAAUACUCAUGUAUCAAUUAAAGAAAUGUACGUGCAACUCGCCUUCCAGUCUGUUAUAGCGGCUGGACCUUAAAUACGUAAAGGGAAAGGUGAUCUUGGUCUUCACUUCUGUCUCCACUCUUACCCUACAGACACUCUUGUUCACUGCCUAAGCAUUCUUGUCUUUGCUCUUGCCUUUUGUCUCACUUUCCCCUCUUGUCUUGUCUGCUCUCUUCUGUAUUUUUGUCUGUCUUCCUCUCGUCUUAUCUCCUUCUCUCAUCUUUUAUUUUUGUCUCACCUUGUUUUGUCUCCUUUUUGUCUCUUGUAUUUUUGUUUUGUUUUCCUCUCUUGUCCAGUCUCCUUUUCCUCUUGUAUUUUUGUUUUGUCUUUCUCUUGUCUAGUCUCCUUUUCUCUUCUUUUCAUUUGUCUUUUUUGUCUUCUAUCUUGUUUUGUCUGUCAUGUUGUUAUAUCUCUCCUCUCUCAUCCUUCAUCUUGUCUCCUCUCCUCCUCUUUCCCUUCCUUUUAAGUAUUCUAACAUGACCAAAUUUUGCAAAGGACUUUCCCUCCCAUGUCCUCAGCAGCUGCUUUGCUCACUAAUCCUCAUUCUGGUGCCCCAUAUGUUCCUUUGCACCACCACCCGACAUAAAGGUGCAGCACUUUAUUAUCUAUACUGGCUCCCAUUAUUCUCACUUCAUAUCAUGUUUUUUGUACAUAAUUUUUCACUGUUCUCUAUAUUGACACCGGGCACCUCUCUCUGAUAACUUAUUCUUCUCUUUGUAUCAUGCAUACUUGAAUUUUGUAUUGAUUUUGGAACAAUGCAACGUCUAAUCCUGCUUACUCCACUCCUAUGGUAUAAAUAAAGCAUGAAUUAUCA
Scylla paramamosain (green mud crab) is the source of this 2418-nucleotide messenger RNA. RefSeq lists its product as uncharacterized. The transcript is spliced from 4 exons. NCBI's taxonomy places the organism in Eukaryota, Metazoa, Arthropoda, Malacostraca, Decapoda, Portunidae. Gene Ontology annotation, cellular component: lysosomal membrane. The record is from RefSeq and is a predicted model, not a curated record. The coding region runs from base 91 to 684 and encodes 197 amino acids.